Messenger RNA from Suillus subaureus, 1086 nucleotides. RefSeq lists its product as uncharacterized. The transcript is spliced from 8 exons. Lineage: Eukaryota; Fungi; Basidiomycota; Agaricomycetes; Boletales; Suillaceae. Bases 1 to 1086 code for a protein of 361 amino acids. The record is from RefSeq and is a predicted model, not a curated record.
AUGGCUGGCCCUGAUGAUAGGUUUGGAUUCAAGCCAUCUUCCACUGAUACACAGGAUUCCCUGGAGGCAACCCAGUCCAUCGGUCACAGCUCCAAGAAAGGUGUAGGUGAAUCCUUCAAACAUGACAUGAGGGAGGAUAGAAGACUGCAAGAUUUGGAUGAAAGUAAUGAGUUGGAGAAUGAUGCUGAUGAGCAAGAUCGCAAUGGCCAACCCUGUGAAGAUGAAGAUGGGCACUGGUUGACUGCAGGGCCUCUUAUGAUGAUGAAGAUGUGCGAAGCCACAGACACUUUUGAUGUGCUUGAACACCAUCAAAUGAAGAAUGGGCAACACAAAGCUCCCUCCCCAACUCAUUUAGCAAACACACAUCCAGAGCAGCCACCUGCAUGCCUCUCUGUUCCUCAUUCAAAGUCCCCUCAGCACUUACCUUGUUCUUCUGCCUUUCACAAUCUGUCCCCUCGUCAGCACUCUCCAACUCAGUCUAUGAUUUCUUCCAGUCACAAACUGCCAUCCUCUUGUAAACAUUCUUUGUCACAGUCUCUGCACAGGCAUUCUGCUCACCCAGAUCCGACACCUUCUCCCUCUCAGACACCUUCCCCCCCUCCUAGUUCAAGCCAAGCUUCCUCUCAUAGUGCCUCACCUGUUCAACACACCAAAUCCCAACACAUGUCUUGGCAAGCUUUCCUACAGCGAGCAAAGGUGGAAAUGCAGUUGCAGGCAGUUUUAUCAUAUCCUCUUCCAGUUCAUCAGGAUGCAGUGUUACUGGCACAAGAAGUUUUGGAUGCUAUAUUGUGGACAUACCACAUGAGGAAGCUGAAGCUCAACAAUGCAGUGGCUAAGCUCCUGAAGACUGGUGAAUAUCUUUGGCUCCUUGAUUCUUCUGAGGGAAAAUAUACCAACUUUGUGUCACAAGUCCUCAAGGAUGCCUACCUCAAUUUUUACUACAGCAAUGGUAAAAAAGCACUCAAGUUAACUGAUGAUUUUCAACAUCAAAUUCCUGUCAAUGGCCUUAUUCUGGUGGCCAUGGUUACAAAGGGUGUUCUCUCCAGUGUGACGAUCAUACUGGCGCUAGGUGUGUAUGAUCAAUAG